Messenger RNA from Penicilliopsis zonata CBS 506.65, 2729 nucleotides. RefSeq lists its product as hypothetical. The transcript has 2 exons. Gene Ontology annotation, cellular component: cytosol. The record is from RefSeq and is a predicted model, not a curated record. Gene Ontology annotation, biological process: lipid metabolic process. Gene Ontology annotation, molecular function: acetoacetate-CoA ligase activity. Bases 434 to 2524 code for a protein of 696 amino acids. NCBI's taxonomy places the organism in Eukaryota, Fungi, Ascomycota, Eurotiomycetes, Eurotiales, Aspergillaceae.
UGCCGAAGGCCCAUGAGUUCUGCUUUGACCAGCACCCCUCAACCCAUAAUACCUGAGGUAGAGGAAGUCCUGCUGGAUUCUUACCAACUCAACACUCCCACUAUAUCUCGUAUCGCGUAUCCAUGGGGUUUAUUGACCUUCUUUCCCUUCCAUUCUGGAUGGAAACGGAUGUAAGUGCGGAAGAAAGCCUGAGAUAUCCGCCCCGUGCCCGCUCCUUUUCCGCCCCACGACUUCCUGGGCUGGUUUCCCCCCCCUUCAAAGACGGCAUGCCUUCAGUGUACAGUGCUCUAGGUCUCUGCUUGAGUCUUUCCGGCGUUCGUUUUUUUGAUCUUGGGAGUUAGGGGAUCGUGAGUCUUUUGGUGGUCACCUUGUCUCUUGCUUCUAUACGAGUGGGAAACCUCAUCUCUCUUUCUCUCUCUUUCAAACCCUCACAAUGCCCUUGAAUAAAGACUCCGAGGACGUGAACGACACAUGUGAACUAUGGCGGCCUUCGUCGCCUCAUGACACCCAAAUUUUCGGUUUCAUGGUCAAGGUGGGCAAGAAAUACGGGGUGUCGCUGAAUAAUUAUCAUGAUUUAUGGCAAUGGAGCGUGUCGGAACCAGCAAAGUUUUGGGAAGAGACAUGGCAUUAUACUGCUGUCAAAGCCCAUACACCGUAUAACAGAGUUUUAGACUCCGAAGACCUACUUUUUCCCAGACCGGAGUUUUUCCCUGGGGCAAAGUUGAACUUCGCCGAGAACCUUUUGUAUCCAGAAAACGCACCGGAAGAGGAUGCAGUGGCGAUCAUCGCUGCCACGGAGACGGAGCGCGAGUAUGUUUCAUGGAAAGAACUGCGAGACCGGGUUCGACAGUGCACCAAUGCCCUGAAAGAGGCAGGCGUGAGCUCUGGAGACCGCGUAGCUGGUUUUGUAGGAAAUCAUGCCAAUACCGUGAUUGCUAUGUUGGCUGCGACUUCACUAGGUGCCUUCUGGACAGCUGCCUCGGUUGACACUGGGGUACAUGCCGUACUCGAGCGUUUACAACAGAUCGAGCCUAAGAUCCUGUUUGCGGACAAUGCCUCGUUUUAUAAUGGAAAAGUUCAUGAUACGCGUGCAAAGAUUAGCGAGAUCGUUUCUGGUCUUCCAAGUCUGGACCGCUUGGUUAUAUUUGAGCCCGUCAGAUCACAUCAACUCAACCUGGAGGGGCUGCGGCCAUCUCGCGGUCAAGUAUCCAGCUACGCUGACUUCUUGUCCGACGUUCGAAACCCAUCUGCGCCUCUCCAGUUUGAAAGCGUGGAGCCUUCUCAUCCCGUUUACAUUUUGUAUUCAUCGGGCACCACAGGAGCUCCCAAACCGAUUGUGCAUGGAACCCUGGGCACUUUGUUGCAACACAAGAAGGAACAUGUCCUCCAUUGCGAUGUUCGGCCAGGGGAUCGGCUAUUCUACUUCACAACAACAACGUGGAUGAUGUGGCAUUGGCUUGUGUCGGGAUUGGCUAGUGGCGCAACAAUUGUGCUUUACGAUGGCUCCCCGUUCCGACCUUUUGACCCGGAAGAUGAGAAAGGUGACAUGGCCAUGGCCCGUCUCAUUGAGGAGUUGAAAAUCACCCACUUUGGGACGUCAGCGAAGUACCUUUCGCUUUUGGAGCAGGCUUCACUCAACCCUCGAAUGCAUCCUCAUCGCCCGGUUUCGCUGGAAACCUUGAGGGGUAUUUUUAGUACAGGCUCUCCCCUCGCCCCGUCUACGUUCGAGUACGUAUAUUCCUCCAUCCACCCGGAUGUGAUGCUUGGCUCCAUCACCGGGGGAACAGACAUCAUUUCUCUUUUUGGUGCCUGCUGUCCCAUUCUCCCUGUGCACAGAGGUGAGAUCCAGUGUCGUGCUCUGGGGAUGGCGGUCUCUGUGUAUGACUAUGCAGGCAAUGAUAUCAGCGCUUCCGGAGAAGCAGGAGACCUCGUCUGCACAAAACCCUUUGCCGUCCAACCAGUCAUGUUCUGGCCACCCGGUGCGGUUGGUGCGGAAAAGUACCGUAAAAGCUACUUUGAUGUCUUUGGACCCUCGGUCUGGCACCAUGGGGACUUUGUCCGCCUGAACCCAAGAACUGGAGGCUUGGUGAUGUUGGGCAGAAGCGAUGGGGUGCUCAAACCCGCCGGUGUUCGAUUCGGGAGCGCUGAGAUCUACAACGUUCUCCUCAAACAUUUUGCCGGUGAAGUCGAGGAUUCCCUUUGCGUCGGACGUCGACGAGAGGGGAUUGAUACCGAUGAGACCGUGGUUCUGUUUGUCAAGCUGCCUGCGGAUCCCCAGGCUCCUUCGACAAUACCGCCCGAGCUUGCGUUGCGCAUCAAAGCCACCAUUCGCAAGGAACUCAGCCCCCGUCAUGUUCCGGGAUUAAUAGACACUUGCCCCGAGAUUCCCGUGACAUCCAACGGGAAGAAAGUCGAAAAUGCUAUCAAACAGAUCCUUUGUGGCCUGAACAUCAAAAUCGGUGCCAGCGUUGCAAAUGCCUCUUGUCUUGACUGGUAUCGUCAAUGGGCUUUGCAACAUGAAUGAGCCGACAGCAGUCGCCAGCCAUCUACUUGGUACAUCAACCUUUCCUAGUCGACGUUUGCUGGCGAUUGUUCCCCUGUUUUACUUGUAGAGAAAUAUCCACCAUAUUCAUAGUACUGUUAGAUCUAGAUCGAGGCCGGAUUAUCCUCCACCUCAGACCUCAACGGAAUCUUCCAAAACAAAAUCUUAUGGCUACAGUUCCUCGGCC